AGUUACUUUGAACCAAGCUUUAAAUUUUCAAAACAAAUUGGGAUUGAAACAAAAACUAAAUCCCAUGUCUGAGAGUAUAGAUGUGGAGGUUAUGGUGGUUGAUUUCUGGGCAAAUGGCUUUGGGAUGAGAGUGAGGAUUGCAUUACAGGAGAAGGGAAUCCACUAUGAAUUUAAAGAAGAAGAUCUCAGGAAUCCCCAGAAAAGCCCACUGGUUCUGAAGAUGAACCCAGUUCGGAAAUCUACCCCUAUUUUGAUCCACAAAGGAAGUCCCAUCUGUGAUUCUUUAGCCAUACUCGAAUACAUUGAUGAGACAUGGAAUGAGGGUUUCCCUCUCUUCCUUCCUAAGGAUCCAUAUGAGAAGGCCAAAGCAAGAUUUUGGGCUAAUUUCAUCGACGACAAGCUUUUUGGGUCUCAAACGAGGUUCUUGAAGAGCAAAGGUGAAGCUAAAGAAGCUGUUAAGAAGGAUUUUUUGGAGGAAUUGAAGCAGUUGGAAGGGGAACUGGGAGAUAAAACUUACUUUGGAGGGGAUAUGUUUGGGUUUUUGGAUAUUGUCCUCAUCCCUUACUCAAGCAUGUUUUAUGCGUACGAAAGGCAUGGGGACUACAAGAUGGAGGCUGAGUGCCCUAAACUGGCAUCUUGGGUGAAGAGAUGCAUCGAAAGAGAGAGUGUCUCUAAGACCCUCCCUGACCCAGUAGAGAUGUAUGAGUUUCAUAAGAAAUGGUAUGGGACCGAGUAA
This is a messenger RNA of Telopea speciosissima, 736 nucleotides long. Its product is annotated as probable glutathione S-transferase. The record is from RefSeq and is a predicted model, not a curated record. The coding region runs from base 65 to 736 and encodes 223 amino acids. The transcript is spliced from 2 exons. Gene Ontology annotation, cellular component: cytoplasm. Gene Ontology annotation, molecular function: glutathione transferase activity. Gene Ontology annotation, biological process: glutathione metabolic process. NCBI's taxonomy places the organism in Eukaryota, Viridiplantae, Streptophyta, Magnoliopsida, Proteales, Proteaceae.